Molecule: messenger RNA, 2695 nt
Organism: Hypomesus transpacificus
Lineage: Eukaryota; Metazoa; Chordata; Actinopteri; Osmeriformes; Osmeridae
Exons: 9
Coding region: 117-2636 (839 amino acids)
Molecular function (GO): DNA-binding transcription factor activity; zinc ion binding
Source: RefSeq, a predicted model, not a curated record
UUCCCUUCCACAGACUGAGCAAGAAAUAGAAGAGCACAAGUUGCAUGAUUAGCCUGUAUGGCACGCAAACUAUGCUAAACAAUUAGCUAGUGCAGUAGACAAAUUGAUGGCUUGCAAUGUUUCCGUUAAAGAUUAUCAACAUUUUCAUCUGUGAAUCGUUACAACAGGUCAAUGACCGGAUCUGCCAAAUCGAAGAGUCAACUUUUGUCAAAUAUGUUGUUUACUCAAUGGAUAAAGGUUUCACUGAAGAUUGGAAACCUCAAAGUAAAAACAAAGUGUACUGGGAAUGGCUGAAGGGCAAAGACACUCCCUGCAUCCCUUUCGACGGCGUUCCUUUUAUGUUUAUCGGCCAGAAGGUUAUGGGGUGCCAUCGAGGCCGUGAGAAGGACAGCACAAAGAAGCAGCGUUACAUUGAAGCCAGAGCGAAGGCAACCAAGGAAGAAAUGGAAGCAAGGAAAGGAAAGAAGGGGAAGAGAGUUCACUUGAUUCAAACUAAGAAGUUGUCCUGCCCUGCCAAAGUAGCAGUCACUCGCAUUGCCAAGUUUAAUGGGUUCAAGCUGGAUACGGAUAGAGUGCGAGAGAAGAAGGCUAAGUCCAUGGCCAUCAGACAUGCGCUCCUGGAGGACCCAGCCUCAGUGGAGUGGAAGAUCCUGUACUACGUAAGAGUGCCUAACAUCUCCGACCACGUGGGCCACCCUAUCGGAAAGGGGGCGGACGACGUGGACGGCCGGGUGAGGGACUACAUUCGCUCCAUGGUGAAGCGGGGCGUGACCCGGGUGCAGGACAUGAAGGUCCACAUGGUGAAGUACGUGAGGACGGAGCUGUUCAAGGACGGGGCCGCCCCUCCACACAGGAAGUACUUCCCCACCCAGAGGACCAUCAGGGACAUCAUGACUCAAACUCGGACAGAGGACAACUUCACCAAGAUUGACCUUGCUAACCUUGUGUCUCUAUCAAACAGCUGGAAAGAGGAGGCGCCCCAGACCAGCUACCUCUUCAGGACCCAGUCGGAGACCCAGAACCUGUUGCUAUGCUACCAGACCGAGUGGCAACGGGCGCUGCUGCAUCUCUACGGCGGCGAGGUCUUCUUCCUGGACUCCGCCCACAGGCGGGCGCGCCUCCCCCUGCCGCUGUACCUCCUGGGCGUGCGCACCAACGCCAGCGUGGUGGCCGUGGGGAUGUUCGUGGUGCAGUCCCGGAGCGCCGAGGCGCUGAAGGAGGCGCUGGGCGUGUUCAGGCAGUGGAGUCCGAGCUGGAGCCCCGCGUACUGCCUCACCGAGGACUGCCCCGUGGAGAUGGAGGCUGUGGAGGGCGCGUUCUCCGGCUCUCUGGCGGUCUACAACGACUUCCUGAGGGAGAGGACUUGGACCCAGUGGCUGGGCAACCGAGCCCGUGGAGUCACAGACCAGGCGGAGGUGUUGGAGAAGAUGAAAGCCAUUGCUGGUGCACUGACCAAAGACGACCACAGGAGGGCGCUGUGGCACCUGCAGGAGAGCUCCAUCUGGUCACAGAGACCUCUCUUCAGGAACUGGUUCUCUAAAAAGUGGCUGACAGAAGAGAAGAGGUGGGUGAGCGUGGCGCGGGCCGAGCAGGUGAACCUGGUGUCCGUCAUGAACGGAGGAAUGCAGCUUCAGAAGGACUUCUUCUCCCACCAGGAGCUCCGCGUCCACAAGAGCAGCUCCCUCAGUCACAUCCUGCGUUUCCUGGCCACUGACCUUUUCCCUCAGACGCUCCAGAGAUACAGCAACCUCAACAGCCAGUCCUCCAGAGAGUUCUUCCUCAAUCCCAAAAUCCCUCCCUUCCUGUGGCACCGGCCCCGAACGGUGGUUUCCUGGAUGAUGGACAAAAUGGAGUCUGCCGUCCAGUGUCUGUUUUCGCAGGUGGAGGCGGUGGGCGAGGGGAUCUUCAGGGUCUGGAGCAGCUCUGAGGACGGCGAGAGCCACAUGCACCUGGUCCGAUUCGGCUCCGAGAGCAGCCUGCCGUCGUGCGGCUGUGACGACUGGGCGGGUCAGCGCCUGCCCUGUGAACACUUCUGCCAGGUGUUCCGGCUGCUUCCAGACUGGGGCUGGGAGCGCCUCAGCCCCCUCUACAGGGACCACCCCCUGCUCACCCUCCACACCACCCAGCCCUCAGAGGUGGAAGGGGCCGUCGCGGAGCUCGUGGACCCUGCGUCCCUGGAUCCCUGCCCGGACUGGGAUGGCCCAGAGGUCAUCGUUCCGUCCACCCCUCUGGUUGUGUCCCCUGCUACCCCACAGGCCCAAGCCUCCUCCCAGGUUCUGCUCCUUACGCCGGCCACCCCAGUUCCGCCUUGCCCGUCUGCGGCGAGGGUUCUGGACAGCACGCCAGCCGCCAGCGACCGCGACGAGCUGCAGAGGGAGUGCGAGUCCAGACUGGAGUCUGUCAUGGAGGACGUGAGGAAGAUCAGAGACUUGGAGCAGCUCCGGGAGCUGAGGCAGAAACUGGAGGUUUUUCAGGCGCAGACCCAUAGGAUAGCCGCCGCCCAGACCGCUGGCUCUCCCCACCCUGCUGGGGGGCCCGUGGGCAAGAGAAAGAGGGCAGAGGUGGACAUCAUCAUAGCAAUGCCAAAGCGUGUCAAUGUCCUCUCCAGAAUCGAUGAUGAAAAUGUUCAGAAAUAAGUUUUUUUGUUGUUGCUGUGGAUGAAUGUACUGGAUGAAUAAAGAAUGAUUUCAUUGUU